Messenger RNA from Drosophila bipectinata, 1861 nucleotides. RefSeq names its product kinesin light chain (gene Klc). Gene Ontology annotation, biological process: microtubule-based movement. Gene Ontology annotation, cellular component: cytoplasm; kinesin complex. The record is from RefSeq and is a predicted model, not a curated record. Gene Ontology annotation, molecular function: kinesin binding. Lineage: Eukaryota; Metazoa; Arthropoda; Insecta; Diptera; Drosophilidae.
AAAAGAAAACUAAGCAGCUUGUGAAAGUGCUUUUAAUUUGUAAAUUCUGCUGUAUGGAAAUUGAAACGUUUGUGAUAAGAACAUAACUUAUAUAAGAAGGUGCACGUUGACAGAAAAUCGAGAAAAUCGGCAAAAUGACGCAAAUGUCGCAGGACGAAAUAAUAUCUAAUACGAAGACAGUCCUCCAGGGCUUGGAAGCCUUGCGAGUGGAGCAUGUCUCGAUUAUGAACGGCAUUGCCGAGGUACAAAAGGACAAUGAGAAGUCCGAAAUGCUCCGAAAGAACAUUGAAAACAUCGAACUGGGUCUGAGCGAGGCCCAGGUUAUGAUGGCUCUCACAUCCCAUCUGCAGAACAUCGAGGCCGAGAAGCAGAAGCUCAAGACACAGGUGCGCCGGCUGCAUCAGGAAAACGCAUGGCUCCGCGACGAACUGGCCAAUACGCAGCAAAAGUUCCAGGCCUCCGAACAACUGGUCGCCCAGCUCGAGGAGGAAAAGAAGCAUCUGGAGUUCAUGGCCUCUGUGAAGAAGUACGAUGACAAUCAGGAGCAGGACGACACCUGCGAGAAGUCCCGCACCGAUCCCGUUGUAGAGCUCUUCCCCGAUGAGGAAAACGAAGACAGAAACAAUAUGUCUCCCACUCCGCCCAGCCAGUUCGCCAACCAGACGUCGGGCUAUGAAAUUCCAGCACGUCUGCGUACUCUCCACAACCUGGUUAUUCAAUAUGCUUCACAGGGCAGAUACGAAGUAGCCGUUCCCCUUUGCAAGCAAGCAUUGGAAGAUCUCGAAAAGACCAGUGGCCACGACCACCCAGAUGUCGCAACAAUGCUGAACAUUUUGGCGCUUGUUUACCGCGACCAGAACAAGUACAAAGAGGCCGCCAAUUUACUCAACGAUGCUCUGUCGAUUCGUGGAAAGACUCUGGGAGAGAACCAUCCAGCCGUAGCGGCAACCUUAAACAACUUGGCUGUGCUUUAUGGCAAGCGCGGCAAAUACAAGGAUGCCGAACCCCUUUGCAAACGUGCCUUGGAGAUCCGCGAGAAGGUCCUGGGAAAGGAUCAUCCCGAUGUUGCCAAGCAACUGAACAAUCUCGCUCUGCUCUGCCAAAAUCAGGGUAAAUACGAUGAGGUUGAGAAGUACUACCAGCGAGCCCUCGACAUCUACGAAUCCAAGCUUGGCCCCGACGAUCCGAAUGUGGCCAAGACAAAGAAUAACCUGGCCGGUUGCUACCUGAAACAGGGAAGAUACACCGAAGCCGAGAUUCUUUAUAAGCAGGUCCUGACCCGAGCCCACGAGCGAGAAUUCGGAGCCAUCGACAGCAAAAAUAAGCCCAUUUGGCAGGUGGCUGAGGAGCGAGAGGAGCACAAAUAUGAUAACAGAGAAAACACCCCCUAUGGCGAAUACGGUGGUUGGCAUAAGGCUGCUAAAGUGGAUUCCCCAACUGUCACAACCACUCUAAAGAAUCUGGGAGCCCUUUACAGGAGGCAAGGCAUGUUCGAAGCUGCCGAAACCCUGGAAGACUGUGCAAUGCGAAGUAAAAAGGAAGCUUACGAUCUAGCUAAACAAACCAAGGUCUCACAACUGCUAACAUCUAACGAGAAGCGACGAUCCAAGCAAAUUAAGGAGGAUAUGGAUUUCUCUGAGGAGAAAAAUGCGAAACCGUAAAAAAUUUCAUUUGUUCAUCGCCCUCAACGGAAUCUUUAUGUUUAUAAUUGAAAGUUAACAACAAAAACAAUUUAUUUAUUCAUUCCUUAAUAUACAUAAGCUCGCAAGCAUACAUUAGCAAAUAAACAAGGUUUUAUACACUGUUAUUUUGUCAAAAUUAUGUACCGCUUUUAAUAAUAAACCAAAUAUAUUUAACAGAA